GUCACGAUGUUAUGAAUUGUUUCCAGUUGCUUGGUUAUCCUGAGUGGUGGGGUGACCGACCACGUACUGAAAGAAAAGGGGCUGGUCGUGGAAAGUUGGCAUCCUCGGGUGUUGGUGGUGGUAAGGAGAUUGUUCGGGCGAAUGCAGCUAUCAUGGAAAACGGUCCUGGUACGACCGUUGGACAGACCAGCGCUGGACCGACUGGCGGGUCGGUGUCGGCUUCGGUACCUCUGCCCGGUUUUUCUGCUGAGCAAUGGCGUGCUCUUGUGGCGGCUUUUGGUAAUCCACAAUCCUCUACUGAACGCAUGAAUGGACCUUCACUCGAGGAAGCUGAUUGGAAUGGGUGAAAGACAGGAUGGACUCUACUACUUCAGGCAGAUAUCAACGGUGCAAACAGUUAUGGUGAACAAUGUGACCUCUUCUGUGGACCUCUGGCAUAAACGUUUGGGACAUCCAU
This is a messenger RNA of Asparagus officinalis (garden asparagus), 457 nucleotides long. RefSeq lists its product as uncharacterized. The record is from RefSeq and is a predicted model, not a curated record. The coding region runs from base 12 to 347 and encodes 111 amino acids. The transcript is spliced from 2 exons. Lineage: Eukaryota; Viridiplantae; Streptophyta; Magnoliopsida; Asparagales; Asparagaceae.